UGCUAACUGAGCCAGCCCGACUAGCUGAUGCUGAUGACUGGCUGUUUCCUGACAUUGAUUUGCAGUGGGAGGCACCAUGGCCGGUAAGGUGAAGUGGGUGACAGAUAUUGAGAAAUCAGUGCUCAUCAACAACUUUGAGAAAAGAGAAUGGGUUCAAGUUACAGAGAGCGAGGACUGGAAUUUCUACUGGAUGAGCAUCCAGACCAUCAGGAAUGUGUUCAGCGUGGAUACCGGUUAUCGCCUGUCAGACGACCAGAUGGUUAAUCACUUCCCCAACCACUACGAGCUGACCAGGAAGGACCUGAUGAUCAAGAACAUCAAACGCUACCGCAAGGAGCUGGAGAAGGAAAGCAGUCCGUUAGCAGAGAAGGACGAGAAUGGAAAAUACAUUUAUCUGGAUUUUGUCCCGGUGACAUUCAUGCUCCCUGCUGAUUACAAUCUGUUUGUGGAGGAGUUUCGUAAGAAUCCGUCCAGCACCUGGAUCAUGAAGCCCUGCGGGAAGGCUCAGGGCAAAGGCAUCUUCCUCAUUAACAAACUGUCACAGAUUAAAAAGUGGUCGAGAGACAGCCGCACCUCGACGUUUGUAGCAGCAUCUAGUGGUAAAGAGGCUUAUGUCAUCUCCCUGUACAUUGACAAUCCUCUGCUGAUAGGAGGGAAGAAGUUUGACCUGCGUCUCUACGUUCUGGUGACCACAUAUCGUCCCCUGAAAUGCUAUAUGUACAAGCUGGGCUUCUGUAGGUUCUGCACAGUGAAGUACACACCCAGCACCAGUGAACUGGACAACAUGUUUGUUCAUCUCACUAAUGUGGCCAUCCAAAAACACGGGGACGACUACAACCACGUCCAUGGAGGCAAGUGGACCGUCAGUAACCUGCGUUUGUACCUGGAGAGCACCAGAGGAAAGGAGGUGACCAGCCGAUUGUUUGACCAGAUCCACUGGAUCGUGGUGCAGUCGCUGAAGGCCGUAGCUCCUGUGAUGAACAAUGACAAGCACUGUUUUGAGUGUUACGGGUAUGACAUCAUUAUUGAUGACAAGCUGAAGCCAUGGCUUAUUGAGGUCAACGCCUCUCCCUCGCUGACCUCCAGCACAGCCAACGACCGCAUCCUCAAGUACAACCUCAUCAACGACACCCUCAACAUCGUCACACCCAACGGGGACAUCCCAGACUGCCGCUGGAAUCGCAGCCCUCCCCGAGAGGCCCUGGGCAACUAUCAAGUCCUGUGA
This is a messenger RNA of Stegastes partitus (bicolor damselfish), 1225 nucleotides long. It is a transcript of the gene ttll1, whose product is annotated as tubulin tyrosine ligase-like family, member 1. The record is from RefSeq and is a predicted model, not a curated record. Gene Ontology annotation, biological process: protein polyglutamylation; microtubule cytoskeleton organization. Lineage: Eukaryota; Metazoa; Chordata; Actinopteri; Pomacentridae. The transcript is spliced from 9 exons. The coding region runs from base 77 to 1225 and encodes 382 amino acids. Gene Ontology annotation, cellular component: ciliary basal body. Gene Ontology annotation, molecular function: tubulin-glutamic acid ligase activity; tubulin binding.